CUGAAAAGGGGGAUUAACUCUGAAAUGUGUGGUAUGCAAGGGUUCAGACAGCAAUGUUUUCUAAAGUGAUGAAGAUACACAUACAAAAAUAAGAACUACAUUUUGACAUUAUAAGAAAUAAGGCCUACAGUUUGAUUGUUGUCUUAUGUACCGGUAAUGACAAGUGAAAGAAUUAAUUUGUCAGUGCCCAGAUGGGAUCAGUCAACAUUUACAGGAAGAUUGAAAUAUUUUUCCUGGAUAACAGAUCCUAGGCUUUCCAUUACACCUUCAUCACAGUUGAUGGAAGCUAAACUCCUGCUAGAAAAAUAUAGGAAAGGCGAGGAAUCAAGCGGAACAACUGUAGAUAAAAUUCGACGGGCACAGCAGCUAUAUUUAUCAGCAUUCCAUCCUGAUUCUGGAGAACUGCAGAAUGUUAUUGGAAGAAUGUCUUUUCAAGUUCCUGGAGGAAUGGUACUAAUUGGGGCUAUGAUCACAUUUUAUAGAUCUAAUUCAGCUGUGAUAUUCUGGCAGUGGGCUAAUCAAUCAUUCAAUGCUCUAGUUAAUUACACCAAUAGAAAUGCUGCUUCAGAAAUAACAACAAAACAGAUGGCAGUGGCGUAUGUCAGUGCAACAACUAGUGCGUUAGUUACAGCUCUAGGUUUAAAAUCAAUUCUAGCAAAAAGAGCAACUCCAUUAAUUCAAAGAUUUGUACCCUUUGCAGCAGUAGCAGCAGCUAAUAUUAUCAAUAUACCUCUUAUGAGGCAAAGUGAAUUAAUAAAUGGUGUAACAGUAUUUGAUAAACAUAAUAACAAAAUCACAGAAUCAAAGUAUGCAGCUGUGAAAGGAAUAUCUCAGGUUGUGUUUUGUAGGAUAAUGAUGGUUAUACCUAGUAUGACCAUGUUACCAAUAUUAAUAGAAAAAUUAGAAAAAACAGCCUGGAUGAAAAGAAAUAAAUUUUUAAAUCCCCCAUUGCAAGUUCUUUUAGCGGGUGUUACAAUGUUGUUUAUGGUGCCAGUAGGAUGUUCUCUAUUCCCACAGAAAUGUUCUAUAAGAACAGAGAAAUUAAAAAUAUUAGAUAAAGAGAAAUUUGAAGAUCUAAAGAUUCGGUAUGGUGCUGAUUUACCGGACCAACUUUAUUUUAACAAAGGAUUGUAAAAUAUGUCAGGAACAUGUAAAAGUAUUAUCUUAUAAUGAUGGGUUAUUUUUUUUUAGGUCCCAAUUUUGUGACUGGUCCCUUCCCCCAUAAACAAUAAAGAAGAAAAAAAAUGAUUUCUGUGUGGUAUUAUAGUGGACAGUGAGACAUUAAGUGAUACUGUUAUUUCAAUAUAUUACACAAUGCCUCGCUGAAGACCAUUAAACAACUUAAAAUACAGACAAUAUCCUGUACCUAUGCGCAAGUUGAAUAUUCAUCUAGUAUUAAAUAAUGUAUGACUGUCAGGUUGCCAGUGCCUUUAUUUGAAAUAAUGGUAUG
Molecule: messenger RNA, 1450 nt
Organism: Patella vulgata (common limpet)
Lineage: Eukaryota; Metazoa; Mollusca; Gastropoda; Patellidae
Product: sideroflexin-2
Exons: 11
Coding region: 157-1134 (325 amino acids)
Biological process (GO): serine import into mitochondrion; monoatomic ion transport
Cellular component (GO): mitochondrial inner membrane
Molecular function (GO): monoatomic ion transmembrane transporter activity
Source: RefSeq, a predicted model, not a curated record